Messenger RNA from Musa acuminata subsp. malaccensis (wild Malaysian banana), 1037 nucleotides. RefSeq names its product ribonuclease 3. Gene Ontology annotation, biological process: RNA catabolic process. Gene Ontology annotation, molecular function: RNA binding; ribonuclease T2 activity. Lineage: Eukaryota; Viridiplantae; Streptophyta; Magnoliopsida; Zingiberales; Musaceae. The record is from RefSeq and is a predicted model, not a curated record. Gene Ontology annotation, cellular component: extracellular region.
UCAUUCGCAGACCCAUUAAGCUUCCUGCUUGCGAGAAUGGCUGGAUCGAACGAGGCGCUUCCUCGGCUCUGCUUCCUUGGCCUGAUCUUGUGCCUGUGUUACUCUUCGGCAGCGGCGGCUUCCACGCCCGACUUGCUUUACUUGAACCUACUGUGGCCAGGGGGUUACUGCCAAAGCGUGAACCUGGGGGAGAAUUGCUGCAUACCGACGACGGGAGAGCCGGCGGCGGACUUCCUUGUGCAGUCGUUGGAGACGUACGACAGCAGCACCGGCAACCCCAUCACCAACUGCAACAGCCACUGCCGCUUCUUGAUCAAUCCGCUGGUGGAUCUGAUCGAGGACCUGUUCGCGUACUGGCCCAACCUGAGCUGCCCCAGCAACAAUGGCAUGGAGCAGUGGAAACACGUCUGGUGCACGUAUGGCAACUGCACCAGCCUCAGCGAGGUGGUGUACUUCAACCGGACACUUCUACUGAGGGAGCAGGCCAACAUCCUCGCCACCCUGAAAUCCCGCGGUAUCGUCCCGGACGCGAGCGUUACCUACAACUUGAAAGAUAUCACGGAGGCGCUGGCGACCACUCUGGGGUCCUCUUCCUUCUCGGUGGAGUGCGAGAGGAGGUACACGGCGUGGCCGUUGCUGUACCAGGACUACCUCACCCGCAUCCGCAUCUGCGUCUCCAGCGACGCCACCACCUUCGUGACCUGUCCCACGGACUUGCCGACUAACUGCGGCAACAAGGUCAAGUUUGCGCCGAUCUUGUAUCCGUCGUCGCUUGGUCGCCAAGGCGAUGCUACCGCCAACCCUGUCAGGUUGCCCUCCGUCCUGAAGGACGCGUUCCUGUGAUCAGCCAGCGCCGGCGACCACCUCCAUGUCGUCAACUACAUGACGUGGCGUAUGGAUCAAUCCUAAUAAGAUUAGUUGCUCGUCGGUACCUGUACUUCUCUUUUACUUUCGUUUCGCAGAAUGCCACCCAUCGUGUCGACGACCGAAAUAAGUGUGUAAGGAUCGUUAUUAUAAGUGAACUCCCAUUGCACGUA